UUGGAUCUAAAAGGAAGUCAGUAUUUGCUUUUCCAGCAAGGUCACAGAUCACCUGACUAAAAUCCUUUAACAGCUGGGAAGCCAGUGCUGCUGUGCUGAACUCAGGAGCAAUCGGCUGGGUUAGCAGCCCGAACCUCGCUUUCUGUGAGACUCCUGUUCCACGCUAUGGCAGGAGGAGGAUGCCAAAAGAAGAACUGUCUGACAGAUUUUACAGACUUAUUGGAUGAAGAGUGCCUGAGAGACUGACGGUCAGCAUUCCUUACGAUGGAGAAGACAGAUGCCAAAGACCAGUCCUCUCAGGGAGAUGAAGAGAAAGACCCUCCAAAGAGCCACCCCUACUCCGUGGAGACCCCAUAUGGUUUUCAUUUAGAUCUGGACUUCCUCAAAUAUGUGGAUGAUAUUGAGAAGGGACACACCAUCAAAAGGAUUCCUAUCCACCGAAGGGCCAAGCAGGCCAAGUUUAGCACUUUGCCCCGAAACUUCAGCCUUCCUGACAGCGGGGCUCGCCCCCAUGCUGCUCUUCCCCACCAAAACUGGUUCCCAGUGGUGCCAAGGAAGGUGUCGCUCGGGGCAGAAGAGCGAGCGCAGUCACUGCCGCCUGGUGGCCCCCAAGCCUCUGCCAGUGGGAGUGAGGUGAGCUACCACAGGAAGGCUCUGUUGGGAGAGACCGCCAGACAGCUGGAGGCCGCUGCAUCCAGGGAGGCUGAGCUCGGCUCUGGGUAUGGGCGGCCCCAGCUUCUGAGAGCAUCCAGCAUGCCAGCCACACUGCUGCAAAACAGGGCCUCAGAGGACCCCAACCUAAACUCAGGUCCCCCCACUUCUCCCGCUCUCCCUCCACUUGAGGGUGAAGACAGUGUCAGUGAUGGCACUUUUGGCCCUGCUGAAGGAUUUGCAGGUUUUCACAACUCCUCCCCACGAGCAGCAACCCAGUCAAAAGUCAGAGAGUUUGGAGACCUGGUACCAGGGAUUCCGGAGCUGGUCCGGGAGGGGACCAAACCUCCAGAGGCUGAAGAAGAGGCUCCACACCACCUCUCUCUCCCAAGUCCUCCUUUCUCAUCCCAGAAUGCACUUGUAGUUCUGGAAGAUGCAGAAGAUGAACACGAAACCAGAGAAGCAGAGGUGGUGGUUACCUCUGGCUUGCCAACACCAAGCCCCCCACCUCUGCCAUCACCCAUCCCUGAGAAUGAGCUCCCCUUAGAAGAAAUAGAGCUCAUUAUCAGUGAGAUCCCACCCCCACCACCGGUAGAGGUAGAUGUGAGAAGCAUUGGCAUCCGGGUCACAGAAGAAAGCCUGGGCCUUGCCACGAUGGAUCCUGGCAGCAUUUCCAGUCUGAAGCAGCAGCUCUCGGACCUUGAGGGCGAGUUGUCUGGGAGAACUGAGGAACUGGCCCACGUCAGAGCUGCCCUCCAGCAGCAAGAGGAGGAAAUCAAGGCUAAGGGGCAGAGGAUUCAAGAGCUAGAGUGCACUGUGGCUCAAUUGGCAGAAAAGCUUAGCCGUGAGAACACCAAAGACGCCCAGGGCCAAAUUGACGCUAUGGUCAACACUGACCCACUCCAUGGACUAUUGACCAGGGAAUUGUGUGACAAGAGCAUUGGGGUCAACCUUCUGAGCAGCAUGGGAUCUGAAAGCUGGGGGGCCAGAGGAGAAAAGAAUGGCUUCCUAUGUGGGCAGGACAGUCACAAACAGAGAGAUCAGAGCCCAGCAGAAUUGGUGCCACCACCCCAGCUGUCACUGCCACAGGGACCCGAGAUGAUCCUCACCUCCUCUUUACAUAGCUGCCUCUCCACUGAGCUCAGGAUUGAAGAAGCAGGCUUUGAGCCAGAGGGAGACUCUCAGUUGGGAGCCGAGGGUCCGGUCUGGGGAGCAGGAAGCUCUUCAUGGAGCAGCGAUAUAAAGGCUCCCCCAGCAGGGAAGGAGGAGGCGAGUUCAGAGCUGCCGGGGAGGGAGUGUCCCGGAAGGCCACCGAGCUCACCCACAGAUGCCAGUAUUGGGCAAUAUGUUAAGAAGAUCCAGGAGCUCCUGCAGGAGCAGUGGAGCUGCCUGGAGCAUGGGUACCCAGAGUUGGCCAGCGCCAUCAAGCAGCCUGCCUCCAAGCUCAGCAGCAUCCAGCGCCAGCUCCUGAGCUCCCUCAACCUGCUGCUGUCUGCCUACUCGGCUCAGACUCCACCCCAGAGGGAGUCCCCGGCCGCCUCUUCCCCUCCACCAGUGGAGAUGUCCCCGUCGGCCAGCCUUAAAUCCAUAAUGAAAAAGAAAGACUAUGGCUUCCGUGCAGGAGGUAAUGGGACCAAAAAGAACCUUCAGUUUGUUGGGGUUAACGGUGGCUAUGAGACUACCUCAAGUGAAGAGACCAGUGGCGAGGACAGCUCCCCAGAAGAUUUGUCUGACAACGAGGCUGAGAAGAAAUGUGAUGGCCCAGAACAUAGGCGGGGCAAGGAUGCCCACCCCAGCUGCAAGGUGGGGCAGGGCAUCGCUGAGGGCACCCGCGACACAGGCCAGGAAUGUGGGCCCAGGGAAGAACUCCCCCUUCCCAAGCCUGAUAGAUAUAAACCCUCAGAAGAAUUUUUUAAUGCAUGCCGGGCAUUAAGCCAACAUCUGCCGGAAACUGGGACCACCACUGACCAACUUUUGAGGCAAAGCUUGAACACCAUCAGUCAAGAGUGGUUCCGUGUCUCCAGCCGGAAGUCAUCUAGUCCUGCUGUGGUGGCUGCCUAUCUCCAGCCUCACUCCCCACACUUCCUAAGGCUGCUUGUCAACUUGGCUGAUGGGAACGGGAACACAGCUCUUCACUAUAGUGUGUCCCACUCCAACUUCUCCAUCGUGAAACUGCUGCUGGAGACAGGCGUCUGCAAUGUGAACCAUCAGAACAAAGCUGGAUAUACCGCCGUGAUGAUCACUCCCUUGGCUUCUGCAGAGACUGAUGAAGACAUGGCUGUCGUCUGGAAGCUCUUAAAAGAAGGAGAUGUGAACAUCCAAGCUACCCAGGGAGGCCAGACUGCGCUGAUGCUGGGAGUCAGUCAUGACAGGGAGGACAUGGUUCAAGCGCUACUGAGCUGCCAGGCAGAUGUCAACCUGCAGGACCAUGAUGGAUCAUCGGCCCUCAUGCUGGCCUGUCGCCAUGGCAAUGCUGACAUGGUGCGGCUGCUUCUGGCACACCCGGCCUGCGACAGCAGCCUGACUGACAAGGCUGGCCGAACAGCUUUGUCCAUCGUUCUGAAAUCACCCGCCCAUGUGGAAAUUGCAGGGCUUCUGCGGGCCCACGCAGAGCAGGGCAGGUCCCUGGGGCCAUAGAGGCUGUGGAAAAACUGGCAGCCAGGAACAAAGGCUUCUUCUCUGGACUUCUCCCUCACCCUUGGGUUAUAGCCCGAGGGCCACCCCUCAAGAGAAGAAGCUAUGUCAAAUAUGCACAUACAUUCCUGUUGUAUAAUUCCGCUCAUUAGGAUGCUUCAUAGUUUUGCCUUAGGCCAAGCCCCCAAACAAUGCGGGCUGCAGAGCAGGGUGCAAGGUGCAAGGUGCACUGGUGUCAUCUAAAAUCCCAAACAUCUUCAGCCUGAAAUUCCUCAUGACUCUACCCUUUGUAGCACUGCUUGGUGAGCAGGUGGGCAGAAGCACAUUAGAAAAGCAAUACUUUUCACAUGGAAUUUUAAAGUGCACCAUCUUUUUGUUUUUUAUCAAUCAUAUAUGACUAUAUCCCCUUGAAUAUGCAUGUCUGAGAGGAUAGGGGAAAGAUUUAAGCAGCCCUCUUGGCUAUCAUUCUCUAGAAGGCCCUAGGAGAAUCACCACACAGACAGGUGAACUGAACAGACUCCAUUUUGGGUGUUUGUUCAGUUGGGGUUGCAAGAGAAAUUUUAAAUUCAGACAAGGUAGGACGAAGCACAUUGGCGUCAGUGCCAGAUCUACAGUCUCAACCAUUUCCGAGUCACUGAGUGGCUCCAGCUUUCUCCAGGGAAAUUGGAAUUAAUCAGGAAAUUCAAUCCAAUGAAGCACACCACAUGUAUUUAGGAUGAGUUAUUGUCAUCCAGAAGCCACCACAUUUCCUCCAUAGCUGUAUCCAUGGUAAUCCCAGCUCUUCUCCGCUCAUAGCCCUUGUGAGCAAACUAUAAGCCCCAUGUGGCUCUGAGGCCCCAGACUGCAGAACUUUCCAGCCUGGACUGUAGCAGGAGUAUGGGAGCCAGGCGAGGCAGGGCACCCCCUAGGCUAACAUCGCUCUCUACUAGAUAGUUUUUUUUUUAAGUUCCGUAAUCCCAGGGCCCACAUGUGCAUGGUUCAUACUCAGCAACUUACACAGGGUAUCUACAAAUAUGUUCUUCCUUGAAGUCUCUUAUGCACAAAACUACCUUAUAUAAAAAAGAAAAACAUCAACAUUCAGUGAGUCUCACGUUGAAAACACAAAAGCUUGAGUUCUCAUUUUGACUGAGAUGCCACUUUGUUUGCUGCCCCUUGGGUGAGUCAUGAAACCUCCUUGGGCCCCAGUUUCAUCAUCUUUGAAAACGGAAAUUAGCAUACAGCCUACCUCCUGGGAGUGUUGUGCAAGGCACAGCGAUGGAAGUUUUGGAAUCCACUUUUAAUCCAUAAAAACUGCAUACAGAGGUUUGCCAUUGGGAUUCAUUAGAAAGGCUCAGAGUUCCAGAGAAGGACACUAGCAUGUGACGGUGUUGUUCAGAGGUAGAGAGAAUAGAGCAAAUAAUAAGCUGGAAUGCUUUAAACGGGUUUAUUUUGACCUCAAAGCACAUUUUAAGAGCAAAACCCUACAUUAAUAAAUGUUCUCCCCCAGUGCUUCUCAAAGUUGGAUGUGCAUACACAUCUAGGAUCUUGUUAGAAGGCAGUAGGUCUGAGGAGGGAAGGGGGCCUGGGAUUCUGCAUUUCUAACCAGUUCCCAGGGUAUUCCAAUGAUGUUGGGCUACACCACACGUGUUAGUAUAUUAAAAUGCUGCCCCUCAA
Pteropus alecto (black flying fox) is the source of this 4938-nucleotide messenger RNA. It is a transcript of the gene KANK4, whose product is annotated as KN motif and ankyrin repeat domains 4. Gene Ontology annotation, biological process: negative regulation of actin filament polymerization. Gene Ontology annotation, molecular function: protein binding. The transcript is spliced from 10 exons. Bases 265 to 3288 code for a protein of 1007 amino acids. The record is from RefSeq and is a predicted model, not a curated record. Lineage: Eukaryota; Metazoa; Chordata; Mammalia; Chiroptera; Pteropodidae. Gene Ontology annotation, cellular component: cytoplasm; cytoskeleton.